Messenger RNA from Megachile rotundata (alfalfa leafcutting bee), 849 nucleotides. RefSeq lists its product as uncharacterized. The record is from RefSeq and is a predicted model, not a curated record. Lineage: Eukaryota; Metazoa; Arthropoda; Insecta; Hymenoptera; Megachilidae.
AUGGAGGAUGACGGAAAUCAUUAUCCAUUGGCAGUGCCCGUCUUACAAAAUCAAAUUUAUGUCGAUGACUGUGUCUUUGGUGCUGACGAUGUCGACCUCGCUCGACAAACUCGAAAACAGUUGAUUUCGCUCCUGAAUCGUGCAGUAUUCACCCUUCGCAAAUGGGCAAGUAACACUCCUGCACUAUUAUCCAACAUUAAUCCAAAUGACCACAGCGUCACCAGCACUAAAACAUUGCAACCAAACAAACCUCUGCAACCUGAAUUAAAGGUAUUAGGAGUGUCCUGGAACCCUAACGUCGACUCUUUCCAGUUCAAUAUCAUUAUUGGGGAAAACGUGCCUCAAACGAAGCGCACCAUUUUAUCCACUAUCGCUAAAUUUUUUGAUCCAUUGGGUUGGGUCACUCCUGUGGUUAUUAAAGGGAAGAUUCUCAUGCAACAUUUGUGGCACUUUAAGUGUGACUGGGACGUAAACAUUCCAAAUGCGAUCCUUGAUGAAUGGAUUUCGUAUUAUAAACAACUCCCCUGUUUACGCCAACUUUCACUACCACGAUGGGUAAAUUACGGGUCGUACGUGAAGUCAUACGAAUUACACGGUUUCGCAGAUGCCUCAUCUUCUGCUUAUGCUGCCGUUGUUUAUUUAAAAACUAUAACAUUAUCAGGAGACGUCACAAUAUCGCUUUUAACAGCAAAAUCUAAAGUUGCAUUGCUUAAAUCUAUAAGUAUCCCUCGACUUGAGUUAUGCGCCGCUGUAUUGUUAUCGCGUCUUCUUGUGUUUGUCAAAUCGACGCUCGCACUUCAAUCAGUAACUAGUUAUUGUUGGACAGACUCUACAAUAGUUUUAGCUUGG